AUCAAACAGCCAGUCCGACACUCUCAGCCAGGCAGAACCAGUAGUAUGUGGUUCAGCUUUUCUUUCUGGGAACGUAAAUAGAGCUGAUGGAGACUGCGGGCACUGCCGUGACAGACGCUGAAUUUCACACGCUAUCGUUAGUUUACUUAAGCUAGCCUGUCUGCAUCUCUGAACUUUCCACUUAACUUCACUUCACCUCCCUGUUCAAAAGAGCGGCACCGGACACUUGAACGGACGUUGGUGUGUAGAUGCCAAGCUAGCACAGAUUGACAGUCAUGUCAGGUGUGGCGUUACAGAGCAGUGGCCUGCUGGACCUGGCACAGGGGGAUAUUCUUGACCCGGAGUUUCAGCAGCGGCUGGAAGAUGCCCGUACGCUGAUAAGGCAGGAGAUACAGCGAGAGCUGAAGAUAAAGGAGGCCGCCGAGAGGCUGCGGCGGGCUGUCACAAAUCGCAAGAGCGCAUCUGAUGUGGAGGGCCAGCUCAAGGCUUCAAACCGCAAGCUUGAGCUGCUGCACUGGCAUCUGCAGGAGCUCAAUGCCAGGGCUAUGGCCACAGAGAGAAACAGCAACACAGGUUGCUCAGAGGCUCCUGACAACAUGUUACCAGACUCCUGUCGGUGGGGAAACACCGCAUCGCCACGAGCCAGUCGCAUCAAAUCCCUGAAGAAACAGCUGACCAUAGAGACCAAAGUCAAACAGGGGGCCGAGAACAUGAUCCAGACUUACACCUGCAGCUCUGUCAAGGACCGAAAGAUGGUGUCUGCAGCCCAGCAGAUGUUACAGGACAGCCGCACCAAGAUUGAGUUGCUCCGCAUGCAGAUUAUCAAAGUCGGCCAAGCCAAAGAAGAGGAGCACGAAGCCAUAGAUGGCCGCUCCACGGAAAUAAUCAGUCCUCUGGAGCUGCGGAUAGCUGAACUCAGGCACCACCUGAAGAUCGAAUCAGCCGUAGCAGAGGGGGCCAAGAAUGUGGUGAAGCAGCUGGGUGGGCGUAAGAUCCAGGAUCGCCGGAUACUUGCAGAGGCCCAGGCGCGGAUGCAAGAGUCCUCUCAUAAGGUGGAUUUGCUGCGUCUUUCCCUGGAGAAGCGCUUAAGCGAGUUGCCUCACGACCAUCCCGAAUGUGCUGCCAUCAAGCAGGAGCUGAUGCUGGGAUUCUCACCUUCUUAUGAUGAAUCAAGAAAGCACUCAGACUCCUCUUCCUCUACCUCUUCUUCCUCCUUCUUCAAACCAGCCAGCCUUACAGGGCGGCUGGAGGUGUGCAUGAUGGGUUGUCAGGACCUGUUGGAGUCUGUUCCAGGCCGCUGUCUUGUGGCCAGCACAUCAGCCAUCCCUGGGAGCUUUAUAGAUGGAAAAUUUCCAAAGAGGAGAGCCGGCCUGUCAGGACGCAGUACUUCUUGCAAAACCAAGGCCGAGGAGUUGUCCACUGAGAUCAGCGCCGUGCUGAAGGUGGACAACAGGAUUGUGGGGCACACACACUGGAGACAGCUGGGCAAAGACGCCUGGGGCCAGAGCUUCAGCAUUGAACUGGAACGGUCCAGAGAGCUGGAAAUUGGUGUUUAUUGGAGGGACUGGCGGGCCUUAUGUGCAGUGAAGUUCCUGCGCCUGGAGGACUUCCUGGACAACCGACGGCAUGGCAUGUGUCUGUACCUGGAGCCUCAGGGCAUCCUCUUCAUUGAGGUGACUUUUAUCAACCCUGUCAUUGAGCGGCACCCGAAACUACAGAGGCAGAGAAGAAUUUUCCCUAAAGAAAAAGGCAAAGAUUUCCUACGGGCUGGACAGAUGAACAUGAACUUUGCCACUUGGGGUCGCCUGAUGAUGACAAUGCUGCCGGCAUGCAGCUCCCUGGAGGCCCUGAGCCCCCCUUUUGAAAGGCCUCAUGCUGCCCCCACAUCCAUUACCUAUCCACAAGGAGAUGCAGCUGUGAUGAAACUGAAUUUCACAGAACAACACCCCGUCAAACUCUCAAAUCAUGACAUGGGCAAGACUGCUAACGACACUGCAUUGCGCACCACGGAGAGCCACAACUCCAAGGGUCAGCCCAUGACUCAGUUCACUCCAAACAGGAAAGAAGGGCUGCAGAUGGAAGCCUUCAACUGCAUCUCAGUUCUGGGAAGAGGUCACUUUGGAAAGGUGCUGCUAGCAGAGUAUAAGAAGUCAGGCAAACUGUACGCCAUUAAAGCCCUGAAGAAAGGAGACAUGAUCACACGCAAUGAAGUCGAAAGCCUGAUGUGUGAAAAGAGGAUCUUUGAAACCAUCAACGCGUCCCAGCAUCCUUUCCUGGUGAACUUGCAUGGCUGCUUCCAGACUGCUGAUCACGUGUGCUUCGUGAUGGCCUACUCCCCCGGAGGAGACCUCAUGACACACAUUCACACCAGCAUCUUCACUGAGAAACAAACCCGGUUUUAUUCUUCGUGCGUGUUGCUGGGGCUGGAGUUCCUCCACCUUAACAAGAUUGUUUAUCGUGAUCUGAAGCUGGAUAACCUGCUAAUGGAUGCAGAUGGUUUUGUCAGGAUAGCAGACUUUGGCUUAUGCAAGGAAGGUAUGGGCUAUGGGGAUCGCACUUCAACAUUCUGCGGGACACCAGAGUUUCUGGCCCCUGAGGUGCUGACAGACAACAACUACACCCGCAGUGUGGACUGGUGGGGGCUGGGGGUCCUCAUCUACGAGAUGCUGGUGGGAGAGUCUCCCUUCCCUGGAGAUGACGAAGAAGAAAUAUUUGACAGCAUCGUCAACGAUGAAGUGCACUUCCCUCGCUUCCUCUCUCCUGAUGCUACGUCCCUCAUUCACAAGUUGCUGCAGAAAAACCCUGAGGAGAGGCUCGGAGCGGGAGAGCAGGAUGCCACGGAGGUUAAGAGACACAAUUUCUUCCAGGGAGUGGACUGGGACGCUUUACUGGCCAAGAGGGUGAAGCCUCCUUUCCUGCCAGCCAUCAAGGCACCACAGGACGUCAGUAACUUUGACGAGGAAUUCACUCGCCUCAAACCAGUCCUCAGUCUUCCAAAAACACCGUGCUUUCUCACUACUGAGCAACAACAAAUAUUUGCUGACUUUGACUACUCUUCCUUGAAUUGAGCAGUCACCCUCUGUAAAAAUGAACAUCUACGUUGCGUCCACACUUAACUGUGUUUGCCAAAAGUUCCUCUUGAUUCAGCAGAAGCAGAACGGCUCUGGUCCUCUGCAUGCAGCUCCUCAUUACCUCUGGUGUGGCCUGCUCGCUGCAGCACACGGCUGACCACCUGCUAUACUUGACCAACAUGUGUUCUGUAAUUUGUAUCUUUUGUCACUGUAGGGAUGCUCCCAUCUUUUUUAAAUUGAUUAAUCUAAAUUUAUCAGCUUUUACUUCUACCACUUUUUUGGCACUUUUUUGGUGUCUGGCACGUUAAUUUUUCACUGACACUUUUCUCAGCAGCCAUUUUGACAUGAAAUUGCAAUGUAAACACAGGUGUUACUAAUAAAAUAAAUUAAGGUUCUGUUCUGCUAUUGAUCAUUAUGGUUCAUUGAAAAGGCUAAAUGUAAAUGGAACAGAACCCUAAUUAAUAUUUACUUCUGUUUACCCUGCUAUUUCAUGUCAAAAUGGCUGCUGUGAAAAAGGUCUACCGUUUUAGGCCUGUUGUUUCUGCUGAGCUGUAAGAGAAUGACACGGUUGUAGAUAUUACACCAAUUAUGAUUUGUAUUAUGUCACAAGUAUAUUGUUUGUUUUUUUCAUAAACUGAAGUCAGGCGUGUGAUAUUUUAAAUACCUGCAGCUAUGACACUGCCCUCUCAGUCAGAAACACUACUAAACUGGGAUCUGAAUGAAGAAAUUUCACCCUGAAGCUCUGAAUGUGCCUUGUGCUGCUCUGUGCCUCCUGUUAGAAACUAUACAUGUUGCUUGACUUCGAUGUACUGGACAGCUAGAUAUUGCCAACCAUGAAGUUUAGGAAUGUCAAAAAGAACUAUGAAUGAAGUGCCACGAUAACUGUAAAUGAUAUAAAGGAAAAUAAAAUAAAUACAUUUACAGCUAUGAAUAACACGAACAUUAUUGA
Messenger RNA from Myripristis murdjan (pinecone soldierfish), 4020 nucleotides. RefSeq names its product protein kinase N3 (gene pkn3). NCBI's taxonomy places the organism in Eukaryota, Metazoa, Chordata, Actinopteri, Holocentriformes, Holocentridae. The record is from RefSeq and is a predicted model, not a curated record. The coding region runs from base 276 to 3068 and encodes 930 amino acids. Gene Ontology annotation, molecular function: protein serine/threonine kinase activity; ATP binding; small GTPase binding. The transcript is spliced from 22 exons. Gene Ontology annotation, biological process: signal transduction; protein phosphorylation.